AAAUGGUCACACUGGAAAGCAAACAAAAAAAAAAGGAGAGGAAUUUUCGCAGCAAUUAAAGCAAAAAGCGAUAAAGGGCGCUUUAAAACGGAUAGUUACAUGCCUUAGGUUGCGACUAUCGACUACACAAAGUAAGUAAUGGUAACUCCGCUGGCGAAAGCCACCCUCGUUUGAAAAACUUGCGACAAGCGUGAAGUUGAACACGGUAGUGCAAAAGUGUGAAGAAGAAGAAAGUCCGGGGCUUCGUUGGGAAAAGCGAACCAAAGCCAAACAAAAAAAUAUAGAAUCUCGGGAUCCGGAAGCGGACACGAAGGCGGGGACUUGGACACAGGGUCCGAUUCCGUUUCCAGUUUAAGUCGCCGAUUAAGUCGCCAUGAGUUUUCUGCCGGGGGAGCCGGUUCCUCCCGGCUUCGAGGAGGACGACGUGGCCCCAACGGCGGUCAUAGUGAAGCAGAUCGAGAGCUACAGCGGCGGCCCGCUCCUCGGCACCGAGUACGCCAUCGAGCUGCACGAGCCGGCCCAGCUGCGUCCGGACUACUUCUGCGUGCUGUGCCAGACCUGCACCGACGGCCGCAGCGUCUUCGUCCACUGGACGUCGCAGGCGCACCGCACCAAAUACCUGAAGACCCACUUCCAGAAGGCCCACGAGGUGCUGCAGAGGCUGAAGCGCACGCCCAACAGCUCCGGGGACCUGGUGAUAGCCACCGGCAACCUGGUCCAGGCCAUCGAGAACCACUUCGGCCGGUCCCGCCAGCUGGUCACCUCGUCCGCCGAGGACUUCCGCCGCUUCCGGGCCAAGAUCUUCAGCCAGGUGCGGGACUCGCCCCACUUCGACGAGUGCACCGGCCACGACUUCGUCGAGGAGGCCCAACGCCUCCUGCGCGAGCUGAAGCCGGAUGAGUCCAUCAAGAUCAGCCUGAAGAUGAACGAGGGCGGAGCCGCCGGCGGCGACAGCAACAACAGCAAGCGCGACGAGGGCAACAACAUAAUCUCCCUGGACGCCAUCUCCAGUGAUGACGACAACUUUGGCGGUCCCUCGGGGCCCACGGUGCCGAAGGUGACGCUGCGCAAGAAGAACCUGGCCGAAGAUGCCAGUGGCCGCGGAGUGAACCGCUCGCCACCGCCUCCCGGCGGAGUGGCCAAGCCCCAGCAGCUGCCCACGCCCAAGGAGCUGUCCAUCCAGGCCUCCCUGAUCGCCCAGGAGCGCUACAAGUGGGAGAAGUUCCGCUGCAUGCUGGAGCUCCAGCUGAAGCAGCUGCGCGACGAGACGGAGACGUACGAGUCGAACCCCGAGAAGCACCCGGAUUAUCCGGACGAGUGGAAGCAGUUCUGGAACCGCCGCUACAAGCAGCUGCAAGAGGAGAAGAAGUGCGAUCCCAACCAGUACGACUACAAGCCCGAGUGGAUCAGCUACUGGAAGGACCGGCGCAUCGAGCUGUUCAACAUAGCGGUGAACAAGAUCAAGAAGGAUCUCAAGGAGAAGUUCAAGCUGGGCGACGAGGACGAGGAGAAGACCAAGGAGCUGAUGGAGCGCUACAAGAUCCGCGUGGCCAGUCCGCGGGAGGCGCCGGCCAGCGCCAACGUGGUCAAUCGUCGCAAGCAGAACUUCCGCAGCAAUCGGCCGGCGGGCGGAGGAUCGGGGGCAGGGUCAGGGGCACCCGAGGCUGUCAUUGACAUCAGCGACGACGAGGGCUCCAGUCCGCCUUCCCGAGGUCGUGGCCCCUACAACCGGCGCUCCCCCUCCCACUCCCUCUCCCCCAAGAGGCCAGGAGCAGGAGGCCGUCGUCCCAUGCGGCGUUCCCGCAGCCGCUCGCCGCGCCGCAAUUACCGGAGAGGUUCCUCCCGCUCCCGCUCGCGUUCCCGCAGCCUGCGGCGCAGAUCCCGCUCGCCGCCCUACUACCGGCAGCGCGAUCGUCGCGGUCCGGCCUCCCGGGAGCGGGCCCUGUCGCCCGGGCCCAGGGACUACGUGGAUCGCGGCCGCAGCCUGGAGCGGGAGCGCUCCGCCGACUACUAUCCGCCCCGCAGCGAGGCCUAUGGCCGCGGGCCCCCGCGCAACUACGACCACGUCGAGACAUUCCGCGUCCUGGACUCGCGCGUCUACCCCGAGUACAACAUGCCCAAGGUGCGCUCCAUCUCGCCGGCCGUCUCGUCCGUCAAGGACAAGGAGUCCUCGGAGAUCGUCGAGGAGGGCCCGCUGACCGUGGUCAGUGUGCUGCGCAUGCUCUCCGCCGUCGAGGAGCACCUGGGCAGCCUAGGGCCCAAGGCCCUCAACCUGCUCAGCAAGGCGCUGGCCAUGGAGAUGGCCAAGCCGAACGCGGCCGACGACCUGCUGCUGAACGACGACAACUGCGUGUUCCUGGAGACCACCAAGGAGAAGCUGAAGGGCAUCCUCAUCGCCGAGGUCCUCGACGACCCGCAGAAGGUGCGCGUGGUGAAGAAGCUGAUCACCAACAUAGCGGCCAUCAUCUUCCAGGUGACCGCCAGAGGUGUCCCCGAUGUCGCCGAGGCCAAGGUGAAGGCCAACGCCAAUCCGGCGCCCAUCCAGCUGCCCUUCGAGCGCAACGUGGUGGCCCCCAAGCUGGCCAACGCCCUGGUGCUCAAGGGCUACUACGACGUGACCACCGGCGACAUGAACAGCCUGCUGCACCUGCUGACGCUGCUGGUGACGGUGGACAAGCAGCGCCGCCAGGCGGACAAGGACAACGGCCUGACCUUCGAGGAGGUGCAGGCGAAGCUCGGCCUGCAGAAGGAGGCGCCGCCCGACAACAUGGGCAUCGACCUGGACGAGCUGAUGAAGGAGGUGGAGAACCAGCUGAACAAGGAGUCCCUGGACGUGGCCACCGCUGCCGGCGGCCCGGAGGCGGCCAGUGGAAAGGUCCAGCAGGACGCCGCUGCUGUCGGCGGCAGCAAUGGCAUGGAGUCGCUCACCGACUCGGACCUGCAGACCCUGCUGCAGAACUUCAAGUUCCUGUCCAACGAGGAGCAGGUGCACCUCAUCGGCCACCUGCGCAACCUGGAGGUGCAGGAGCCGUCGCGCGUGGAGCACCUGCGCAAGUACGUGAACCUGGCGGAGCUGAGUGGCGACGGCGAGUCCUGCAGUGACUUCCUGUCGCGCGUGGUGAACAUCGGCGGUGUGUCAGCCAAGACGAUGGAGAAAUCCAAGUCGAUGGCAGGCGCCUCCUCCGGGGGGGCAGCCAGCGGUUCCGCCUCCGCGAUGGUAGCUCUCGCCUCGCUGACCACGCGCCGUCCCAGCACGGAUCGCGAGCGGGAUCGGGACCGCGAUCGCGAGAUGACCAGCCUGCCCGUCAGCAAGCAGCGACGCGGCCGCAACACUCCCAGUUUCAUGAUCGACGACGAUGAUGACGACGAGGACGACUACAACUUUGACGAUCUAGUGAUGAAGGCCUGCGACUGGCGUGGUGGUGGUGGCGGUGGCGGCUCCAAGAAGGCGGGAGCGCCCAUUGUACCCGUGGAAUCCUCUCCGAAUGCCCUCACUUUCAAGCCAGCGGCUGCCUCGAAAAUCUCACUGAAGGACACCGAAAGCAUUAUAGCCAACCUGAUGGGCACGCUCAGCAAGGGCGGGAAUUCGGGGGGAUCGAGUGGCUCCUCGGAAGGCAACCGCAUGCAGCAGCAGCACGGAGCACCCAAUGCGCCCAGCAUGAGCCAGAAGCCGGGACAGAAUCCGAAUCCUGGCCAGAAUCACGGCUAUCCGCCGCAGCAGCAGGGCCGCAACUUUGGCCAGGAGCCGCAGCCCCUGAUGAGCAGCAUGAGCGGCGGACCCGAUCCCAGCCAGUACCCGAAUCAGCAGCCCUACGGCGGCUAUCAUCCGUACGCGGGCGGCAAUGGAGUGCAGCAGAACUAUGCGGGCAUGGGACACGGACCAGGACCUGCUCCUGGCCACGCCGGCGGCUACGGGGGUCCCAUUAAUCCCUGGGCCAACAACGGGCCGCCGCAGCCGCCCUACAAUCAGAUGCCCCAGAACUUCUUGGGCGCCCAGCAGCAGCAGCCGCCGCCGCAUUACAACAACAUGUUCGGGGGGCGUCACUAGAGCCACUAAGUCCUAGAUACUAGACCUAAUAUUAAAUCAUGAGGAUUUAAACAUAGACUAAAGACCAUGAACAUCCAUUGAAGUGCCCGUGAAUGCGCGUAGUGAUUUAUUAACAUAAAACCCUUUUUUUUUGUCACCUUUUUUCCCCCGUCUACAGCUGAAUUAUACAAAUCGGAAGGUAUUCAACGCAUUAAUUAUAUCUGAACAGCAAAAGAAUAAAGAAACGCAAAUGUUAA
Drosophila takahashii is the source of this 4284-nucleotide messenger RNA. RefSeq lists its product as uncharacterized. Gene Ontology annotation, molecular function: DNA binding; histone binding. Gene Ontology annotation, biological process: transcription by RNA polymerase I; nucleosome assembly. NCBI's taxonomy places the organism in Eukaryota, Metazoa, Arthropoda, Insecta, Diptera, Drosophilidae. Gene Ontology annotation, cellular component: nucleolus. The record is from RefSeq and is a predicted model, not a curated record.